This is a messenger RNA of Porites evermanni, 4034 nucleotides long. NCBI's taxonomy places the organism in Eukaryota, Metazoa, Cnidaria, Anthozoa, Scleractinia, Poritidae. The record is from the annotation of a GenBank genome assembly.
GAAGACAUAAGCGGUCUUUAUAGCGCGGCUGAACAUUACUGGAACUUUGAUCAAUCACAAGUGUCGCAGAUUGCUGAUCAGAGGACUGGGACGGGAGUUACCUCACACGGAUCACCAGAACUGAAAGACUCUCCAACAAACAACGCCCUCUAUUUAUCAGGGACUUCUUCAUUAGAUCUUUUGGAGGUUACUGAAUCUUCUUGCCUCUUCGAUCCAUCAAACUGCGUUACCGGUUUUUCAAUUACUAUGUUUAUUAAAUACCGACCAAGGGGAUCCUACAGCGUCAACGGUACCCAAAUGUUCUUUGGCAACAGGGAAGGGAUACAGUUGAAUCAAGGAAUUUCCAUCUACUACGACGAAACAUCAAAGAAUGUAAACGUUACAGUUUUUGGAAGCAGCAGUUAUUGUUACGGGACAUUUGGUAAGUACAACUGUGUAGAUAAUGCUUAAUAUCAAACGACUAAGGCAGAUACAUAGCCUUGCUUUUCAAGGGGUGAAAUAUGGCAAUUACCAUGGAUACGCUAUAUUAUCUCAUAUACUUUUUCCUUUGCUUCACAGAAUUAGUUAAGGGGUCCUGGACGCAUCUCCACGUUAAGUGGCAAAACACUGGAGACUUGAAUGUCUUCUUAGAAGGGGAAACUAAUUCUAUCGCCAGUGUAAUCUGCGGGAACAUAGUUACGCCUCUUUCUACAGCAAGAAUAUAUAGCCUCGGAAAAGUGUUUUUUCCGAUUGUUUACCUGGACAAUUUAGCACUGUGGUUUACAAACAAAUCUCCGUUCAUUGAGCCUUGGAAUCAUAUUAUAGGUAAGGAGAACUGUGUUUCAUCUACGACCGGACGGUAUAAAUGCAUUUAGAGGAAGUAAUAUGUAGAUUUAGCCAGGGUGGCCGGUAGCAUUUCUCAUUUUCUCACCGCCGCUACAAGAUUGUCAAGUUGUUCUCUCCAAAAAAAUUUAUCCUUUGCUUUUAUCUCUCGCUUUAGCUCUCCGUCGCUCUCAGUUUUCUCGUUGAGCUUCGCUGGCCUAUCGCCUACUUUCUCUUUUUCUCUGUCUUUCUCUUUUUUAUAUUCCAAAUUUGUGGACAUGGCAAUUAAUCUAAGCCUAAUACUUCAGACAACACGGAUACAGAAACAAUUUCCGCUUUCCUUUUUCGUCUUUAUUGACUCUUUAGUUACCUCUGCUUCACAAUACUCGGGUAGCUAUGCGACUUCCCGCCAAAAUAAUCUCGAGUUGCAUUUGGUUUGCUAUACCUGUUGAUUGAGUCAUUUUACAUUCAUAUGCCUGUGGUGCGGACGGACUGUCGCUCGGUCGGGCGGUGUAACCUGUAAAGUAAGAAGUUGGAGAUAUUUUUAAUCGUUUCUCUGUCGAAACAUCUGUGAAAUUGUUAGAAAGAGUUAAUUGAAAAGUAUUUUAAGAAUUUUUUUAUUUAUUUAUAUUUCUUUAAUGUUUUAAUCUAGCGUUUUUAAAGUUAUUUUAGUUAAUACAAUUGUCUAAUUAUAUAUUCUCUACACGACCCCUCAAGCUACCAAGCUUUAAAUGUCAUCGUGUAUAAAUAACGGUUUUGAUCGAUUUGAUUUGAUUAUAUGGUAUCACUGAUUAGUGCCGAGAUACCGGUCCUUUCAUUGGCCAUGUUCUGAAUGAGCACAGAACUGGUACGGCUUAUGACCGCAAAGGCUCUACGGAUCGUUUGAAUGAACAGCAGACAGCCAUCGUUUUGCGGACAGCAGUAAGUCAUCAGUCAAAAGCACGAUAAAAAUUUUUCUGACUGAAGAAGGCAUACCUGUUGCAUCAAAGUCCUUUGGAAUUCUGUAAUAGUGAAGAUUAGUUGCAUUUCUGAAGAUUCAUUCCACUUUGAAACAGGCAGGAGUUGUAGUGCGCCAUGUACGUUGACCUUUAUUUGGUCCCUCCAAACGAUCCCAAGAAGCUUUUUGGCCGCUUAUUGUACCCAGUUUCCCACAUGGUUACACCAUGGCCAAUUAUCCUAGCGUUAGUUUUUGCUGGCUGCUUCAUUACCAUGGUAGUGUCGACUGAAUGAUAGUUUACCUCUUUGGCAGAUUUUGGCGGCUCCACCACACUCUUAUUAGAGAUUACACUUUGGGAUAAAGCUUGGGAUGUAGAUCUAAGUACUAACGAGUCACAGCAGUUUCAAGACUUAAGAAAUGAUUUUAUCGUCCAGGUAAGUAUAAGGGGAACGGAAGGAAAAUGAAUUUUACGAAUCAUUUGAAACAAUGGCCUUAAAAGUUAUCAUACUGGAGAAAUUUGGCGAGGGCGGAAACACAAAACUUGCGGAAGUAAAACAAAAUGUAUUUGGCAAGAAAAAUUGGGUCGGUUCAGGAAUAUUAACCCCUAAGAGGACUUCAUAGUCUUUCUCAGUGUCCAACCAUGACAAAAUCUACCAGGACUUGUCCCAUCAAGUGACGUCAGGGUAAAAAUGGGGGAACAUCCUACUACGCUUUCGUCCUUCCCAGAAUCCCCAACGAUCUCAUUGCUUUACCCAGUCUUUUAACACCUGAAAUUAAAAAUACUAAAAAUAGAAAAGAUGACGAGUUGGAGAGCACCUCCCAACUGGGCGGCCCCUCCCUAAAGUAGACCUACAUGUUUUGUGUUAAUCAGUAUGGAGAAGAAUAGCAGGGAAACCAAACUGAUGGCUGUUAUCAAGGCCACGUUAUUUUGUUGUUGUUGUUGUUUUUUUUGCCUGAUCGUUGACUCCAUCAUAUAUUUGGCUACUUCCUUGACUCCGUUAGUUGUCCAUGCAUCUUGGGUUUUUUCAUUAUUUCAGAUUCAAACAAUUUAUAACAGUAGCAGGAGCAACAACCAGCCCAGUGAAAUAGACGUUGAUCAAUUUAGGUAAGUAAUUUUAAUUAUUAUUAUUAUUUUUAAAAUACCAAUUAUGCGUCUCGUGUUUCCAAGCUUCUUCUGAGUGGCUAGAUAUCGGAUGUAACUGCAGGCUCGUUCCCAGGGUACUAUUCUACUCUCGUCCCCCUCUCGCUCCCGGGGGGGACGAGUAGGAGGGGACUCUAGGAACGGGGUUGAUGUCACUGAAGCAGUGUCUGAUGUUUGAUAUGUUACAUAAUAGAGUGGUUUUCAAUCUUUCUAGAAGUGAUGCUGGUCUUCAAGGAAAAGUACGGGCUGAUGUGAAGAUAACAUUCUCUGGCAAGACAACCUGGAACGACACCUUAAUUUUGCAGGACAGUUUAGAAAGAAACAGGUUUCUGGAAAGUUAUGCCAGUAUAACAAAUUGCUCAGCCGACGAUGGAUGUAAGUAGCAAACAAAGAUUCCUAUGAUGUAUACAAUCCAUGCAACGUGUAACAACAUUGUUAACAACAAUGUAAUUUCUUAUACGCGGUAAAACUCAUUAUUACUAUACAAUAGACCAUUUCCGAGUUCCAAAAACCCUCACUUUCAAAACGAGGCUACGUGCAAACCUUGCUACGUGCAAAAUUUUAUUUGCAUGAGAAUAAAUAAUCAUUUUCAUAUCAAUAGCUUCGCAAUUAGCCUCGCUUUGAAACAGAGGAUUGGGGCAAGUCUGAAACAAUUGAAGUCGCCGUGGUCAUGCUGAUUGGCAAAACCAAAAGCGUUUCCCCCUUCUGGGAAAGGAACUUUUCUUUUCAUGCGAAUUCUGUGAAGAAAAAAAUUGUAUAGUUUUUUGACCUAACAUGGCCGCCUUGUCACGUGAUUGUAAACGAAGAAUAAUUUUCAUCCGUUUUUUUCCAGUUUUUUGCAGGGGGCUUGCAGUCAUUACAAAAGGUAUUUCAUCAACCUCUAACUCAAUAGGAAUAGAGUUCAACCAUGUUCCAGGAGUAGACGAUAGCCCCGAUUUAAUGGGAUAUAAAGUACUGUACAAACAAACGGACAACGACGAAUGGUGGCAAGAAAUUGACAAAAGAGGUGGAUGGUAUCGACAUCAGACAAUCUCAAACUUGGCGCCAUAUACAAACUACUCUAUUCGUGUCGCUCCGUACUCGUUCAAGGCCGGAGGAUUAGCAGGACCCAUACAAGUUAACGCAACGGCAGAAGGCGGUGAGGGAACCUUUUAA